Molecule: messenger RNA, 399 nt
Organism: Emiliania huxleyi CCMP1516
Lineage: Eukaryota; Haptophyta; Isochrysidales; Noelaerhabdaceae
Exons: 1
Coding region: 1-399 (132 amino acids)
Source: RefSeq, a predicted model, not a curated record
AUGGGCAAAAAGCCCAAAGACCGGCACCGGCGCGAGACCCAGAGGGAGGCGGAGCUGGCGCUCGAGCGGGAGCGCGAUUUGAAGCGCGCGGCGAGGCGCCAAAAAGCCGAGGCCAAGCUCGCGGCGGCGGGGCUGGCAGUGGGCGGGCCUUCGGCGUCGACGGCCAGCCCGUCAAUGGAGGUGGAGGGGCCGGCAAACCCAUCGCUCGAGCCCACUCUGAGGAAGAAGGGCACUUCGAAGCGCAAGGUGGGCAAGAGCGAUAUCGACCUGGCCGUGCGUAAGGCGCUGCCGCGGCUGAAGGGCAGCGGGAUGAUAGCCAAGCGGCGGCCUCGCACACCAUCCAAGCUCAUGAAAAAGCAGAUGAAGCGCGUUGCGCAGAGUUCAGGGAUGGACAUAUAG